Messenger RNA from Arabis nemorensis, 1920 nucleotides. NCBI's taxonomy places the organism in Eukaryota, Viridiplantae, Streptophyta, Magnoliopsida, Brassicales, Brassicaceae. The record is from the annotation of a GenBank genome assembly.
AUGAGUUCUCACGAUCCGUCCUCGACUCCUAUGGUGAUUCCAAAGCUCGAACCAACCAUUGAAUCUACUCAAACCUUGCCUUUACAACCUCGACCUGACCCACAACCUCCGAUUUUCCAGAAUACUCCUCCGUCUUCCGUUUCCGUCGAACCCAACUUCUGUUCGGAGUUCAACACCGUCGCGGAGACUUUCCGUUCCGCUUUUGCUGAACGGCUCAAGGGUCACGAUGACGUCACGGUUCUCGAUUCACAAACCGGAGCAAUCGUACCGGUAGAGGAUGAAACGGAUCCGGUUCCUUAUUCAGGUAAUGACGCUUCUCCUUCCGUCGUUACGCGAAGGCCGAAGCCGCAGCAGCGUUCAUCGGAGCUAGUGAGGAUCACUGAUGUUGGACCUGAAGGAGAGAGACAGUUUCGAGAAGAUUUGAGAAAGGUUAGGAUGAUUUACGAUUCUCUUCGAAUCUUCUUGAUAAUGGAAGAUAGGGUUCAUGGGAUUGGAGGAAGGAGAGGUAGGCCUGAUAGUAAAGUUGCUUCAAUGAUGAAAGAUUGUUUCUUGUGGUUGCAUCGUGAUAAACGCAUCGUUGGUUCGAUUCCCGGAGUACAAGUUGGUGACAUUUUCUUCUUUAGGCUUGAGUUGUGUGUUGUUGGUUUGCAUGGACAAACACAAGCUGGGAUUGAUUUUCUUACAGGGAGUCUUAGUUCUAAUGGUGAGCCAAUUGCUACUAGUGUGAUUGUUUCAGGCGGGUAUGAAGAUGAUGACGAUCAAGGCGAUGUGAUUAUAUACACAGGUCAUGGUGGACAAGAUAAGCUUGGUAGGCAAGCUGAACAUCAGAAGUUAGAAGGUGGGAAUCUUGGUAUGGAACGGAGUAUGUAUUACGGGAUUGAAGUGAGAGUGAUUAGAGGGUUUAAGUACGAGAACUCGGUUUCUAGCAAAGUUUAUGUUUAUGAUGGGCUGUUUAGGAUUGUUGAUUCGUGGUUCGAUGUUGGGAAAUCUGGUUUUGGUGUGUUUAAAUUUAGGCUGGAGAGAAUCGAAGGGCAGCCUGAGAUGGGUAGCUCGAUUCUCAAGCUUGCUAAGACUCUUAAAACCAACCCAAUGUCUGUGAGGCCAAGUGGUUACAUCAGUUUCGAUAUCUCAAAUAGGAAGGAGAAUGUUCCUGUCUAUCUAUAUAAUGACAUAGACGACGACAAAGAACCUUUGUAUUAUGAGUACCUUGUCAAAACUUCGUUUCCGCCUUGCUUAUUUAUUCAACAGAGUAAUGGUGCAAGUGGCUGCAACUGUACCUCAGGUUGUAGCAGUGGCUGCCUUUGUGCAAGUAAGAAUGGAGGUGAAUUUGCUUACGAUUACAAUGGUAAUCUAAUCAGACAGAGACCAUUGAUAUUUGAGUGUGGACCGGCAUGCCAGUGCCCUCCAAAUUGUCGAAACCGUGUGACUCAAAAGGGUUUGAGGAAUAGUCUAGAAGUGUUUAGGUCAGUGGAAACGGGUUGGGGAGUUCGGUCUUUGGAUAUAUUACAUGCUGGUGCUUUUAUUUGUGAGUAUGUCGGGGUUGCUUUGACAAGGGAUCAAGCCAACAUUUUAACAAUGAAUGGUGAUACAUUGGUAUAUCCUGCUCGGUUUUCUUCUGCUAAAUGGGCAGCUUGGGGAGAUUUGUCAGAGGUCCUUGCUGAUUACGAGCGACCAUCGUAUCCUGAGAUUCCUCCUAUUGAUUUUGCAAUGGAUGUGUCGAAGAUGAGGAAUGUUGCUUGUUACAUAAGCCACAGUACUGAUCCAAAUGUCAUUGUCCAGUUAGUGCUACAUGAUCACAACAAUCUGAUGUUCCCUCGGGUCAUGCUUUUCGCUGCUGAGAAUAUCCCGCCCAUGACUGAGCUCAGCCUUGAUUAUGGAGUAGCUGAUGAAUGGAGUGCCAAGCUUGCCAUUUGUAAUUAA